UAGAGCAUGUCACAGUACAGAGACUGCUUUGAUCAGAGUUACAAAUGAUCUGCUAUUGGCGUCUGACCGAGGUUGUAUCUCGUUAUUGGUGCUGCUAGACCUUAGUGCUGCAUUCGAUACCAUUGACCACAGCACACUCCUACAUAGACUCGAAAAUUAUGUCGGCAUUAAGGGAAUAGCUUUGAAAUGGUUUAAAUCUUAUUUAUCCGACCGUUUUCAAUUUGUAGCAAUAAACAAUGAGGUGUCACGCAAAUCGCAAGUCCAGUACGGUGUACCACAGGGCUCAGUCUUAGGGCCUCUGCUCUUCGCAUUAUACAUGCUACCUCUAGGAGAUAUAAUAAAGCGACACGGAGUUAGCUUUCACUGUUAUGCUGAUGAUACUCAACUUUAUAUUUCCUCGAAGCCUCAUGAAACACAGCAGUUCCAUCGAAUAAUGGAAUGCAUAGUCGAUAUAAAAAACUGGAUGAGUAACAACUUUUUAUUACUGAACUCGGACAAAACGGAAGUGUUACUUAUUGGACCGAAAACUGCUAUAAGUAACAACCAAGAAUACUGUUUAACUAUUGACGGAUGUUCCAUAAAACCCUCGUCGUCAGCAAAGAAUCUUGGCGUUCUAUUCGAUAGUAAUCUGUCAUUUGAGAGCCACGUCGCCAACACCUGUAAAAUUGCGUUUUUCCAUUUUAAGAAUAUAUCUAAACUACGUCAUAUGCUGUCAAUCUCAGAUGCAGAGAAGUUAAUUCAUGCAUUCAUGACAUCAAGACUAGAUUACUGUAAUGCACUGUUAGGUGGUUGCCCUGCAGGCUUAUUACAAAAACUCCAAUUGGUCCAAAACGCGGCAGCUCGAGUUCUUACACGUACAAAAAAGUAUGAACAUAUUAGCCCGGUUCUGUCAACCUUGCACUGGUUACCUAUAAAGCAUCGCGUUAACUUUAAAAUCUUGCUUAUUACCUAUAAAGCCUUACAUGGUUUAGCUCCUCAGUACUUGAAUGAACUCCUUUUGUAUUACAGUCCUUCACGUGCAUUACGCUCUCAGGCGUCCUGUCAGUUGGUAAUACCUAGAAUUUCAAAAUCAAGUGCAGGUGGUAGAUCCUUUUCCUAUCUAGCGCCUAAACUUUGGAAUAGUCUUCCCUGCACUGUCCGGGAGGCAGACACACUCUGUCAGUUUAAAUCUAGACUAAAGACGCAUCUUUUUAAUCUUGCAUACACUACUCUUCCAUAAUAUAAAUCUUCAGAGGGUUUAGGCUGCAUUAGUUAGAUCAACCGGAACCAAAAACACAACUGAUGUACUUGUUGCAUCAAAGAGUACAGAACAGUACUCUACUCUCAGCCAGUCUUGUCUCAUUGUUCCAAGGUUACCACAGCGAGCAGGAUGCAGUUCAUGGCCUGACCUGAUGGUAGAGCGGAGAAUGGGAAGUGGGGACCUGACAAGAGCUGAGAUGAUAGAGCUGGAUAAAGAAGGACGCGAGUUUCGUAUGUGACCUUGUCCUGGGAGUGAACUUGGAAGAGAUGGGUAUUUCUCGCAGUGCAAACCAAGUAUCAGUUCAGCUCAGAAGUCUGACAACUGUGUCAUACUUGAUGUUUUAAAGGUGAAUCAUAAGCCAAGCUCUAAACCACUGCAGGUCUGAUUUUGACGGUUGAGGCAAAUUCAGUGACACAUUCAAAGGCUCCUGAAAACACCUGAUACUGACAGACACAGCUCUGGUUCGGCCUGAUGCUCAAGGUUGAUGACCACAGCCAUAGAUGGAAAGUGGUGGGAAUCUGCGAUGAUCAUGGCCUGCAAUUUGAGCCUCAUGCCAGAUGCUACUUUUGAUUUGCCAGAAACUCAAAAUCAUUAGCGCACAUAAAAAUAAUGGAUGUAGUUAUCUGCAAACAAUAUAAAAUGACUUCUUGGCUGCACUGCUUGCUGUAUAAUCUUGCUGAUCAGUUAAAUUUAAAUAGUAAUCAUGUAUUUUUAUAAUUUUCCUGGUUAUAUAUAUAUACUUUUAUUUCUAUACAUUUUUGUUGUCACACUUCUACUGCUUUUGUAUGGAAGGCAAAUCCUGCCAAAUUUAAAUAAAUAAAUU
Triplophysa rosa is the source of this 2063-nucleotide messenger RNA. RefSeq lists its product as uncharacterized. The record is from RefSeq and is a predicted model, not a curated record. Bases 317 to 1219 code for a protein of 300 amino acids. The transcript has 4 exons. Lineage: Eukaryota; Metazoa; Chordata; Actinopteri; Cypriniformes; Nemacheilidae.